This is a messenger RNA of Gastrolobium bilobum, 1414 nucleotides long. RefSeq lists its product as uncharacterized. The record is from RefSeq and is a predicted model, not a curated record. Bases 325 to 1110 code for a protein of 261 amino acids. The transcript is spliced from 2 exons. NCBI's taxonomy places the organism in Eukaryota, Viridiplantae, Streptophyta, Magnoliopsida, Fabales, Fabaceae.
AACAGCUGAAGAGAGAGAGAGAGAGAGAGAGAGACCGAUCUUCCUCUAUCGAUCUCUACUCUUUCCUCUCCGCCUUUUCAGAUUCUUUGAAAUUUUUGUUUCAUCGCGAAACUCGAAAGUGAAAACGCAUUCGAUUGGCUCUCAAAUCCCACACUUUACGCUGACGAUUUUGAUUGAGAUUGAAAGGGCUUGGUAGUCAACAGGGAAAGAGUAACUGCAGUGGCUCAGUUUCACGGGAAAGUGAUUCUUUUGUUGAACAAUGGCUUAUAUGCUGAUAUUUCAGUGAUUACUGCCUUUGCAUUGUAAAUUUGUUCAUUUUUCAUUAUGUGGAAUUUUGCAUCAAAUGCCCUUACAUGCCUUAGAGUGAAAAGAAGCUCCAAAGAGCUCAGUCAAAGUUGUGCAGAGUGCUCAGAUGAUGAGGUCUGCUCUAAUGGCAGCAGAGAUGAAGGGCUGGAAUGCCCAAUAUGUUGGGAAUCCUUCAACAUAGUUGAGAACGUGCCUUACGUCUUAUGGUGUGGUCACACCCUCUGUAAAAAUUGCAUCCUAGGACUUCAGUGGGCUAUGAUGAAAUUUCCUACUCAACGAAUCAAGAUUCCGUUCUUCAUUUCUUGUCCAUGGUGCCACAUGUUAUCAGUACGAUUUGUUUACAAGGGAAAUCUUAAAUAUCCUUGCAAGAACUACUUCCUUCUUUGGAUGGUUGAGAGCCUGAAUGGUGAUAGACAUAAGAUCGUUUCAACUUGUGUGGACAGCCAACCAAUUUGGUCUCCCAAGUGCAACCUUCUGGGAAGUCAAGCUACUAAUUGUAAUCUUAGAAGGGCCUCAGUAAGUCAUCGUUCUAGACUGUUGGGAUCUAACAGUGAUGUUGGUGUCAGUGAUGGAGAGAGACACUACUUUUCCCUUCACAAAUCUCUGGAUUUCUUCAUUCACUUUACAUCCAAGUUCCCCUUGGUCAUCAUUUUCCUUCUGAUAGCCUUUUUUGCCAUUCCCUGCAGUGUUGUUAUUUUAAUCCUUUACUUGCUAGUCACUAUUCUUUUUGCUAUCCCAUCAUUCCUUGUCUUGUACUUUGCAUGCCCUACGAUCCAGAGGCUGAUAACAGAAAUAACUUCUUGAGAUGUAGCCUCCCUUCAACAGACAAUUGCAGCAUGCCAAUCCAACUUCUACAAAUUCACUGUAUACCUUUGUAUUGAUUGUUCUACCUUAAUUUCGUUUUUAGUUAUUUUUAGGUUUUAAUAUCUCUAUGUUUCUUUUUUCUUUUUUUUAAUUUUUAUGCCUUUUUCAUAUGAACUUUAAGUUGAAAAUCUUGAGAGGAACUUUAUUUUGUGGCCGUUGUAAUUUGAUUUUUAAUUCGUUUUCCUCCUGAAGUGGGUGAUUAACUAUUGUACAGAGAACCAGUUUGACAUACUGAAAAUUUUAA